Molecule: messenger RNA, 3106 nt
Organism: Girardinichthys multiradiatus
Lineage: Eukaryota; Metazoa; Chordata; Actinopteri; Cyprinodontiformes; Goodeidae
Exons: 11
Coding region: 1-1635 (544 amino acids)
Biological process (GO): response to bacterium
Source: RefSeq, a predicted model, not a curated record
AUGGUUGCCAACAUUUCAUCGCCUGAGUGUUUUGCCUCCGUGGUGCGAUUUCUGCCUGACCUGUCCCAAUCCUCCGUUGUGGUACUGGCUACUUCCUGGAAUUGGACUGGACCUGGCAAGCGGGGCUUCUUUCCUGACACUUAUCCUCUCCCUGGAGGUUUCCCCGGAUUCUCCAAAGAAGAUGCUCCCCAGCCUCACUGCUUUCGGUCAGUCAGGAAGCUGGAUGAACCUCUGACAGUUGGGGCCCAGCACUUUGAGCUGGGUGAUCUUCUAAUGGAGGACGUCUGGGCUGAUGGUGUUGAAGGCAGAGCUGAAAUCCACAAACUGCCUGAAGCCUGGACUAACCGGCUUCAUGGUAAAACCCCGCAGGAGUAUGAUAACGAUGGGCCAGGAGACAGGCGUCCUUCCCCAAUACAAGGGCAGGAGCUGAAAGAGGUUAUGGAGCGGGUACUCAGUGUCCAUAACUAUUACUAUGGCAGGGUGGGUCAUUGCUCUGUCAUCCAGUUCUGUGAUGUGUGGUGUGGGGGAACAGAUUAUUUUCGAUCCGAUCUUCAAACUGCGGUCCGUUUGAAACACCUGGAAGCCCGGCAUCAGACGUGCAAUGUCCUGGAUGUGUUCACUCAGCCAUGUUUAGGUGAAACGGAGGACGAUACCUUGGUUCCAGUGGUAACAGUUGAACUUGGUGAACCUGUGACUUUGACUUGUGCUUUCACUGAAGAAUAUCCGAGCAACGUAUGGCUUUACUGGUACAAGCAGAGUGCAGGAGACACUCUGAAAACAAUUAUAAUGCAGCGGAAUUUAAUAAAUCCCACAUAUGGACCAGAAGUCUCAGCUUCAAGAUUUAAUGUGACAAACAGCAUGAAAGUAAGCAAUCUAACAAUUUUAAGGACAGUUCAACACGAUGAGGGAUUUUAUCAUUGUGCUAAAACGGACCUGUACAGAUUUAACUGGACUGGGACCUAUUUGUCAAUAAAAGGAAGGUCUGAGAGAACAACAAACUAUACAGUUGUUCAGCAGCCAACAGUUUCUGACCAUGGCCGCCCAGCAAACUCAGACACUUUGCAGUGUUCACUCCUCUCUGACUCUGAGAACACAGCAUGUUCAGAAGAUCCCAGUGUGUUCUGGUUCAGAGCCAGAUCAGCAAAGUCUUUUCCUGAUAUUAUCUACAUCGAUCCAAAAAGAGCUGAAAAUUGUGAGAAGAGAUCUGACUCUCAGAAGAGAUGCAUUUAUAACUUCUCUGGGAAUGUCAGCUCCUCUGAUGCUGGGACUUACUACUGUGCUGUGGCUACAUGUGGACAGAUAUUAUUUGCAAAUGAAAGGGACCUUAAAAAAGAUAAAACAAAUGAAAUCAAUGUGCUGGUGGUCACAAAAGUCACAAUAAUCUGUUUGGUGAUUUCUGUAAUUAGCAAUAUUGUCUUCAUCUGCUUUCGAAUACAAAGAGCUGCAUGUGAACGAUUCAAAGAAAGCUCUUCUUCACAGAGUAGACUCAACUUUAGCCAAAAAGGAGACAAUACUAAAGAUAGACCUGAUCUGAACUACGCUGCAUUACAUUUCUCAGAAGGAAGAACAUCAACAGGAAAGAAGAGAGAGUUGAUGACUGAAUGUGUGUAUUCACCAGUUAAAGGAUCAGUUUGAAUAUAUGUAUGUCAACUUGUGUGUAAAACUCAAAUUUUUAGACUUUAGUGCAUACUGUUGCUGAUGCACAUUUAAAAGUUGUGGAUUCAAUUAAAACUGAAUAGAAGGAGGAAGUGUGGAAAAAUAAGUGUGUUUUUAAUGUUUUAUUACAAACCUGCCUCCAUAUUGUAGUGUAUUUGAACAAUUAACUUGUUGGGUAUUUAUGUGGACUUCAUUAAGUACACAAGUUGCAAAUAAAAACAGCUCUAUAUAUCUGGAUCUUUCCGAUUUUCCAAACCAAUUAGCUGUCAAGCUUAUGACAGCUAAUUGGAUCCAGAUAAAUAAAUAAAUACAUUAAGUUCAUAUAGCUGAGACUGUUCUGUAUUGUUAAAUGGAUGUUAAAUUUAUGAGGUAAAAAAAGGCUUGUCAGUCCUCUGAACUAAAAAUAGAACCAAUCAACCUCUUUACAUAUCUAAAUAAUACAUGGAAUUAUAGCUUUGUGAACUUUGUGAACAAGGGAGAAUCUCAUCUUUUCUAAACCAAAACAACCAUCUGCCACUCCCAAUUAGCAUCAUACCUCCGCGCUGCAUUUAUAACAUGAUCAUGUUCUUGACUGUAACUUUAGAUCUAAUGAAGCCGUGUUGGCUCUCAGCUUUAACUUUACUGAUUUGUUACAUGAAAAUUAAAAGUGGUGCAGAAGACAUAAGUUUUGAUGUUGAUCUUGAAUUUGAGAAAAUUUCAGCUGCUCCUAUGUAUUCUGUUUUAUUAGUUUUAACAAGACUUUUUCUAAUCUAUGUUUUUGUUUUUUUGUUUUAUUUAUUUUUUCUGAUCAUUCUGAGCAUUUCUGGAUGAAUGUUUAUGGUUGUGAAGGUCAUAAUUAUACAUAAUUAGUCGCUUGUGAUGAAUUUUUUACUUAUUUCUAGUAUUUUGUUCCCUGUAUUUUGGCCCAGGCUCCUAUUUUAGUUUUAGACUUUUCCCCUUUGUCUAUGGAUCAUCUUAUUUUAGUUCAGCUCCGUCUUCAUUCUGCCUGUGUUAUUUAGUCUUCUUCCCUUAGUAUCUAUGCUCAGCAUUCUCCCUUCGCUGUUUAGCAUCUCCUUGAUUAGUCUCACCUGGUUUAAAUGUCAAUCUUCACUCCUCCUCAGUAUUUAAGCUCCUUGGUUUCCAUUGUUCACAGCUGGUUUCAUUUGUUCUGUCCACCAUGGUUCCCUGUUCAGCUCUCCUUGCUCUUUUGUCAUUAAAUCCUUGUAAUACCCAUGCUACAUCCUGUCUGUGCUUUGGUCCUGCUUCUACACAACCACUUGUGACAGACUUUACUAGAAUGUUCCCGCACUUUGUUGCUGGCAGACUGUCUUUGUUAAAUUUGGAAUAUUUCAUAUUUCACAUUUCCCAGACUUAAAAAAACAGAAAUCAAUCAGGUUCACAGUCAAGCAAAUAAGAACCAAGAGUAAAGUUAUGUCCAAGAGCUACACUCUGUAUCAAACUGUUUACCAAA